UUUACUUUUGGACUUCCCCCACGCAACUCCAGAAUCCAGAAGCACACAGUGACACCGCGAAGGGUGAUAGAGAUAGAGAGAGCACAGAGGGGACAGUUGCAGAGGAGAUGGAGAGGAAGGUUUUACUGGUUUGUCUUUCAGUGGGUUUUCUGGGGCUCUUAACAGCUGCUUUGGGGUUCGCUGCCGAGGCUAAGAGGAUCAAGGGUUCUCAAGUUCAAGUUACUGCUCCUGAUAUGUGUGUGUAUCCAAGGAGCCCAGCCAUGGCCCUUGGACUUAUUGCAUGUGUAUCCCUUAUGACUGCACAGUUUAUUAUCAAUGUUGUAGCUGGGUGCAUUUGUUGCAGAACUUCUCAUGCUUCAACAUCCAAUUGGACUGUGGCUUUAGUCUGCUUUGUUGUUUCCUGGUUCACAUUCGUCAUAGCAUUUCUAUUACUGCUAACGGGGGCUGCAUUGAAUGAUCAACAUGGUGAAGAGGGAAUGUACUUUGGCAGCUACUGCUAUGUGGUAAAGCCUGGGGUCUUCGCAGGAGGAGCUAUCUUGUCACUGGCAAGUGUUACCCUUGGAAUCCUUUAUUACCUCACCAUAAUAUCUGAAAAGAACAGGACUGAGGCAUGGGGGGGCUCUCCCCAUCCUAAUCAAGGAGGCAUUGCUAUGGGACAUCCUCAGUUCCCAACUCAGACAACCCAAGAACCAGUCUUUGUGCACGAGGAUACAUAUAACAGGCGGCAAUUCCCUUGAUGUCUAGAUGAAAAAUUCACCCCCAAGCACCAAUUCUUAGCUAGUUCUGUUAUUGGGUUAGCUAGUGUUGUUGAAUCUGUAUAGCCAACAAUUUAUGCAUCAAUGUGUACAUCAAAUGUCAGGAGACGAUUACUUUGGGGGAUCUUCUCCCUCCAUGUGCUAUGCCCAGUAAGAUCAGCUCUUUUUUUUGGGUUGAGUUAGGAUUACAGAUAUGGAUAAAUACCUCACUUUAUUUUCUUUUUUCUUUUUCUUGUUGCAACCUCAGCUUUAUUGUAAUACACUGUACCUUUUCAUUAUUGGUGACUAAUAUAAAGAAAUAUAGAUAAGCACCAAGAUCAUGCUUACUAUUUGAGAAUUGCUUUUUA
Nelumbo nucifera (sacred lotus) is the source of this 1102-nucleotide messenger RNA. Its product is annotated as protein VASCULATURE COMPLEXITY AND CONNECTIVITY-like. The record is from RefSeq and is a predicted model, not a curated record. Lineage: Eukaryota; Viridiplantae; Streptophyta; Magnoliopsida; Proteales; Nelumbonaceae.